Messenger RNA from Camellia sinensis, 1324 nucleotides. Its product is annotated as homeobox-leucine zipper protein HOX1. The record is from RefSeq and is a predicted model, not a curated record. Gene Ontology annotation, biological process: regulation of DNA-templated transcription. Gene Ontology annotation, molecular function: DNA-binding transcription factor activity, RNA polymerase II-specific; sequence-specific DNA binding. NCBI's taxonomy places the organism in Eukaryota, Viridiplantae, Streptophyta, Magnoliopsida, Ericales, Theaceae.
CAAGAGUAGGUGUGGAAAGAUAGGACACAUAAUUAGAAUGACUUAAAUUCUAUGAGCACCAAAAGUCAAAUGAAAGGAUGUUAAUAUUGAAUUUUUUUCUAGUUUCCUACGAUGGUGUUCAUUAUUUCUAACGCAUGCCUUAACUCCAUUUUCACAUUUUACUCUUUCUUCUCAUUACUUUUAAUGAGUUAUAUUUAAUACAUAAUUAAAUUCUGAUUUCACUGAUACCCAAUUAAAUUACUCAAAUAGAAGAAAAAAACAGUAUAAAAUGCUCACUUUCCUUGACUUUCCUCUUUGUCAAUAAUAUUAGUCUUAUUAACACCUCUGUCUCUCUCACACACAAAAAAAAAACCAUGGGAGAUGAUGAAGAAGAAGCAUGCAAGUGCAACACAAGACUCGGUUUAGGAAUCGGUGUGGAUGAGUUUACACUGCCUAAAUGCGACCGUGCUAAAAAAAAACAAAUUGUUUGCUUGGAGCUUUCGAUUCCUCCUCACAUGAAUCGAGAAGCAAUUGAUGCUGAUUACAGAAUUGAAGGAUCGAGUUCAAAGACAACCGAGCUAGACAAAUGCAACAUAGAGAAAAAAAAGUGUAAUGACAACAAUGACGAUAGUGAUAGCAAUAACAACAACAACAACAACAAUUGCAGCAGAAAGAAACUUAGGCUCACCAAGGAACAAUCCACCUUGCUUGAAGAAAGCUUCAAAUUUCAUAGUACCCUUAAUCCGACUCAAAAACAGACACUAGCUGAGAAGUUGAAUCUGUUGCCGAGGCAAGUUGAAGUGUGGUUUCAAAACAGAAGAGCAAGGACGAAGUUGAAGCAAACUGAGGUGGACUGCGAGUUCUUGAAGAAGUGUUGUGAAAGGUUAAGCGAUGAAAAUCGUAGGUUGAAGAAAGAGGUGGAAGAGUUGAAGCGAUCAUUGAAAUUAGAACAACAACAGAGACAAAAUUCGUUAUUUAUUCAGCUUCAAAAAGCAGCAACACUUACAAUGUGCCCAUCUUGCAAUAAAUUUACUAAAGUCGUUGCCGCUACUACUACCACCACUAUUAAUAGUACUGGUACUAUUAGUGCAAACAAUGAUAAUAAAGAAAAAGAAGCAGGAGCAGCAAUAGACGUGGUCACAUAAACCUAAUAAUAUAUAGCAAAGUGGCUUGGGUGGUGCCACUUAGCCAAACUUUCUUUUUUUUUCUUUUUUUUCUUUUUUGUCUUUUUAUAGUAAGUUUAGGUACUAAAACAAUAUUUAAAUUUUUAUUGAGAAAAAUAGUAUGUGGUCUAAAUUAUUGUAAGUAUGAAUCUCAUUGAAUUUGAAAUAUCUUAAUCACUUUG